AUGUCAACGGCCUCGGCUGAGAAUCCAAUACUGCAGUCGCUCAAUGCGGCCCAGCGCCGUGCUGUCACUUCCAAUGCAUCAACAGUUGCCAUCCUGGCGGGCCCGGGGAGCGGCAAGACGCAUACUCUCACAUCACGCGUUGUGUGGCUAGUUCAGCAAACGGGCUACCAGCCAUCAGACAUCGUUGUAGCUACAUUUACCGUCAAGGCAGCCCGUGAGAUGAAGGAGCGAAUUGGCAAAGUCCUUGGCCCGGAAAGUGAGAAGAAGAUCGUGCUCGGCACCUUUCACUCCAUUGCCCGGCGGUAUCUCAGCGCCUAUGGCAAACACAUAGGUCUUGAUUCCAAGUUUGGGAUUGCCGAUGAUGGCGAUUCGAGGGCAAUUAUUCAGCGCAUAUGUAAACGCCAUGACUUCAACAUCGACCCUGGGUAUGCGAGAUCGUGGAUCAGCAAGAAGAAAGCCAAGGGCCAUGUGACCGACGCACCUUCGAACAAGAAGCAGCCUGAGAAUCCAUCAUUGAAUGAGUGCUACAGGGAGUAUCAGGAGCACCUAGAACGAUCGAACUUACUAGACUACGACGACCUACUAGUGCGCUGCGUGGAGUUGCUGAGAACGUAUCCAGCUUGUGUCUCAAACAUCCAAGCGGUUCUCAUAGACGAAUACCAAGACACAAAUGGCAUUCAGUACGAUUUGAUGAAAUUAUUUGGCCAGGCUCGUCAACGCAUAACGAUUGUCGGCGAUCCUGACCAAAGUAUUUACGGCUGGCGAUCAGCUGAGAUCCGAAACCUGUACCGACUGCUACGAGACUUUCCCCAGACAGAGGAAAUAUCGCUAGAAGAAAAUUACCGCUCAUCUCGGUCAAUUCUCGAUGUAUCUUUAACCGUUAUUCAGCAAGAUAAGAAGCGGUACCAAAAAGUGCUUCUUCCAGUUCAUACAAAAGGCACAAGACCGGUUCUACGAAAGUUAAGGAGCUCUGCUGCAGAAGGUGACUGGAUUGUCUCCGAAAUCAAACGAGCUGUCACAAUGUUUGGGGAGAUGCUCAAGUAUGAAGAUGUUGCUAUUCUGCUACGAUCUGCAUCUCUUUCAAGGCAUAUUGAAUCAGCUUUAGGCAAGGCGGGGCUGGCCUAUCGGAUGAUUGGCGGCCACAAGUUUUACGAACGAAAGGAGAUCAAAGUUCUACUAGAUUAUCUGCGUGUCGUAAAUCAGCCGGAUAACAAUGACUCGGUUGCACGAAUCAUCAACGUCCCCCGUCGAGGAAUUGGAGACACGACAGUCAAGCGUCUCAUAGAAGAGGCCGAGCAGCAAAAAAUGAGCCUGUGGUCGCUGUUGAGAAAGCACUGUCAAGGCAGCCGCAAAGCAACGACAAAGAUAUUACCCAAGAUGGAGCAGAAGCUCAAUGCCGAACUAAUAAGAAUGGUAUUGAAUCUUCAAAGCCACGCUCAGCAAAUCACCGAAAAUAGCCACCAAACGUUGAUUAAUUUUAUUGAGAAGCUACUAUCGCAGCUCGAUUUCAAGCAAUACCUAGAGUCAGAGUAUCCAGAAGAUCACGAGCAGAGAUGGCAAAACGUUCAAGAGUUCCUCAGCUUGGCCAAUGACUUUGUACGGGACUCAGCAAACGCAGAUGAGGAGCUGUUGCCAGAGAUCGAGGAUGUUGAUCAGGCCAAAGACGACAGCACCCUGGGCCGAUUCCUAGCAAACAUAGCGCUAGCAUCCGAUGCUCAGAAAAAUGAUGAAGGGGCGGAGAAGAAAUCAGUGAUUACUAUAUCAACCAUCCAUGCCGCCAAGGGGCUCGAGUGGCCCAUAGUGUUUAUACCAGCUGUCUACGCCGGUUCAAUUCCUCACUCCAGAGCGGAAGACUUGGAUGAGGAAAGACGACUGCUUUACGUAGCAAUGACCAGAGCGCAAGUGCUACUCUAUCUCAGCUGCCCUUUGUACGGAUCCCAGGGCAUGAGUGGCAAGGUUGAGCUAUCGCCUUUUGUUGCGCCUUUUGAGUCGACGGCUUUUGCUAAACAAGGAACAUCAUUUAACAGACCAAUCCUAGAGGCAGCCGCAAAAAUCCUUGGAAGAGAUCUCCUCAGCGAGAAGGCAAUCUUUGACAAGAUUCCGCCCAUGUUCUCUAUGGAGGAUAAUCUGUUCCCAAUCGAUCCCAUCGACGCAAGAGACCCAGAAGGACUUGGCGAUUCACAAGGUUAUCGCUCCAAGGGAUCCAAACGGCAGCGGGUGAACAACCAAGGCUAUGGUAGCGACGAAGAACUUGCCGAAGAACGCCAGUGGAAGAAAGAAUACAGUACGACUAUGGAACAAGCAUCCAGCUUUACGAUGGCCUCUUUGCCCGGCUUUGUAUCGGCUGGAACGCAUCAAAACACCCUGUCUGCGGCCGCUGCUGAAGAAGAAAAGGCAGCAGCAGCCAAAAAGGCCAUAAAGAUGGGCACCACCCGACGAAAAGCAGAUCAGUCAAGCUUGCUCGGGUUCGUAACAACAACAUCAUCAAACAAGCCAGCGGCUCCAAUGACUGGGUUUAAAGGCCCCGAUAUGUCCCUAGCUCGGUAUCAGCUUGCAGCAUCCCGCUCCGCAGCCCGGCUAGCUACUGAGGCGAAAGCCCCUGAGCUGCCAAAGCUUCCCGCCGUCGAUCCAUUAUUGGCAAAACACAAACUCGUGAGCGGCAAUGCUCUGAAUCGGCCCAGCGUAAUAAAGCAAGAAGCUGAAGACGGCAGUUCCAAGAAGCGCUACCACUGCUUCUCUAGCUCCCCGCCAAGGCCAACUGACGACGACGCCAAGGCAAUCAAACAAGAGCAGGUCACUCCUACGGAACCUACUCCUGUACCAGACCGGCCUGCCACAAGCUUCCACAGGACGACUUUUGUUUCGGCCACGGCGAGAGGCGGCGUAAGACGUCCAGUGGGCUUGGGCCCUCCGCCGGGGAUUGAUAGGGUUCGCAGGCCGUUUAAGCCGUUGACGAUAAUGCGCCCAGCGAAGCAAUGA
Trichoderma gamsii is the source of this 2979-nucleotide messenger RNA. RefSeq lists its product as hypothetical. Gene Ontology annotation, cellular component: nucleus. The transcript has a single exon. Lineage: Eukaryota; Fungi; Ascomycota; Sordariomycetes; Hypocreales; Hypocreaceae. The record is from RefSeq and is a predicted model, not a curated record. The coding region runs from base 1 to 2979 and encodes 992 amino acids. Gene Ontology annotation, molecular function: ATP binding; DNA binding; 3'-5' DNA helicase activity. Gene Ontology annotation, biological process: recombinational repair.